AUCCAAUCUCUUACCAAACUAAACCCAACUACACAAGUCUCUCUCUCUCUCUUUCUCUUUCCCUCUCUCUCUCUCUCGCUCUUUCUCUCUAGCAUCAACUAUGCAAAAAGCAAUAAGACCAUACGAGUCAUCGUCGUGGACGACGACUGUGCCGGGAAAUAGCAUUUUCCGUCCAAAGACUGAAGAUAAACCAUCAUCAUCAACGUCAUUAGCAUGGCUAACAUCACCAAAGCCAAAGCCAACAUCUAUAAACGCUAAGAGAUCAAGCAACCACCUAGUGGUGAUGGAGAAUGCUGUGGUGGUGUUUGCGAGGAGAGGGUGUUGUAUGGGACACGUGGCGAAACGGCUGCUACUGACACAUGGUGUGAACCCGUUGGUGGUUGAAAUUGGUGAAGACGAAGAAGACAACAAGUACGACAACAUCUUAAGUGAUAAAGAGAAAUUACCAGUGAUGUACAUAGGAGGGAAGUUGUUUGGAGGGUUGGAAAAUCUGAUGGCUGCUCAUAUUAAUGGUGAUUUAGUGCCUAGUCUUAGACAAGCUGGGGCUUUAUGGCUUUGAUUUUGAAUCCUCAUCAUAUUUUAUUUAAUUUGUCUUCUUCUUCUUCUUCCUUUUUCCUUCCUUUUUACAUGAUUUGUUGAUAUUUUUUUUUUUAAUGUAGUCUUCUGCCUAUGUGAAUUUGUAAAAGAUUGUUACGUGAUUAAUUUGAAUGAUCAUAAAGAAACAAAGAAAAUAACAAAAACUGCA
This is a messenger RNA of Camelina sativa (false flax), 745 nucleotides long. RefSeq names its product monothiol glutaredoxin-S13. Lineage: Eukaryota; Viridiplantae; Streptophyta; Magnoliopsida; Brassicales; Brassicaceae. The record is from RefSeq and is a predicted model, not a curated record.